UGAAGACACGCAAAAACACGCGCAGUCAUUUCCCCUCUGAAGACCACUCAGCGAUCCCCCCCCCCAGCUCUGCUGCUACUGUACUUGCAAAAUAGUGCGCCCUACCGUCGCUAUUGCGCAUGACUGUACUUCGCAACAUGAAGUAGGCCUCCUGUUUUUCUCCCCAACCCCGGAGUCCUCCUGGCCCCCACCGACUCGAUGCAACGUUCAAGUAAGCAAAACACGGAGGCUGCCGUCGACCACCGGACAAGGACAGGUGUGGCUCACUCGUGAAGAUUUGUCAGUGCCUGGCCGGACCGGAUCUGAAGAUAGUUAGUUAGCAGAUAGUUCUGCCUGCAAAGAGACAUUUCAGAAAGUAGGGUUGAUGACAAUGUUGUUUCCGUGGUCUGUUGUCCUCUCGUGACCCCCAAAUGACCCCAACGGACGUUUUAGAGUCAGCUUUGACCCCAAACCCUUUCUACGACACUUGAGAAAAGAAAUAAACUGACCACGUGCAUAAGCUGCAUUAGGAAAUUAUCCAGUUGCCCAAACAGUCAAUCGUAUUUUCAGUCCACUGAAUUGCAAGAUAGGUAAACCAUACAAAACUCAAACUAAACUAAUUUAAAAAUGUUGUUUUCUGUCUCUUCAGUUGGUCUUCCAAAUGCCUACCUCACGCCUAAAGAGCAAAUCACUGCAGCCACAGCCCUGAUCAGCAGCCACCAUGACAUCAAGCAUAGGGGAUGAUUGUAGCAUCUUUGAUGGGUUGAUGGAAGAAGAUGAAAAGGACAAAGCAAAACGGGUGUCCCGAAACAAGUCGGAGAAGAAACGGAGAGACCAGUUCAAUGUCCUCAUCAAAGAACUCGGCACGAUGUUGCCGGGCAACACCAGGAAGAUGGACAAGUCCACCAUCCUGCAGAAGAGCAUUGACUUCCUGUGCAAACACAAAGAGAUUGCAGCCCAGUCGGAGUCGAGUGAGAUCAGGCAGGACUGGAAGCCUCCGUUUCUUAGCAAUGAGGAGUUCACCCAGCUCAUGCUGGAGGCUCUCGACGGGUUCUUUUUAGCAAUAAUGACUGAUGGCAACAUCCUCUAUGUCUCCGAGAGUGUCACCUCACUACUUGAACACUUACCGACUGACUUGGUGGACCAGAACCUGCUAAACUUCCUGCCACUUGGGGAACACUCUGAGGUGUACAAGGCUCUGUCCACACACCCCACCGACCACGAGAACCUUAGCUCCGACUACCUGAAGACUAAGAACCACAUGGAGUUCUGCUGCCAUAUGCUUCGAGGGACCAUCGACCCCAAAGAACCGCCUGUCUACGAGUAUGUAAAGUUCAUCGGCAACUUCAAAUCCCUCAACAACGUUCCCAACGCCGGGAGGAAUGGUCUAGCUGGGGUGUUACAGCGGUCACUACAGCCUGCGUUUGAUGACCAAGUGUGCUUCGUAGCCACUGUUCGGCUGGCCAAACCUCAGUUUAUCAAGGAAAUGUGUACAGUGGAGGAGCCCAAUGAAGAAUUCACCUCUAGGCACAGUCUAGAAUGGAAGUUCCUCUUCUUAGACCAUAGAGCUCCACCAAUCAUAGGAUACCUGCCUUUUGAGGUCCUGGGAACAUCAGGGUACGACUAUUACCAUGUGGACGACCUGGAGACACUAGCCAAGUGCCACGAACACUUGAUGCAGUACGGCAAAGGGAAGUCUUGUUACUAUCGUUUCCUGACUAAAGGUCAACAGUGGAUCUGGCUUCAGACGCACUACUACAUCACCUAUCACCAGUGGAACUCUCGACCCGAGUUUAUUGUCUGUUCACAUACAGUAGUCAGCUAUGCAGAGGUGAGGGCAGAGCAGCGCCGAGAGCUGGGCAUUGAGGAGUCUAACCCGGAAGUAAAUGCGAAUAAGGGUCACGACUCUGGCUCGGAGUCCCAGCUGAAUACGUCCAGCCUGAAGGAGGCCUUGGAGCGCUUCGACCGCAGCCGGACGCACUCAACAUCCUCCCAGAGUUCUUGCAAGUCCUCAUCGCACGUGUCCGACAACACGUGCACAUCCUCCAAACUACACAUGGACACGGCCACACCUCCUCGGCAGUCCCUGGCCUCCAACAUGGAGAUGACAUCACAGCGUCGCUCAUCCAUCAGCAGCCAGUCUAUGAGCUCUCAGACCACAGGACAGAGUGUGGCUCCAGGUAUGAUCACUCAUCAGCAACAACAGCAACAACAACAACAACAACAGCAGCAGCAACAACAACAACAACAACAGCAGCAACAACAACAACAACAACCACCACCACAACAACAACAGCCCCCACAGCAGCUACAGGCAAACGUACAGCCAGUGAUGGAGUUCUCAGCGCAGGUGAACGCCAUGCAGCACCUGAAGGACCAGCUGGAACAUCGGACGAGACUGAUCCAAGCCAACAUCCAGCGGCAGCAGGACGAGCUGAGACACAUACAGGACCAGCUGCAGAGAGUCCAGGGGCAGGGCAUCCAGAUGUUGCUGCAGCAGCAAGGAGGAGCGAUGAACGUGCAGCUAUCCCAGGUGGGCUCGGUCCAACCCACACCUGCUUUGACCAGUCCGCUCCAGCAAACGGCAAUUAACCCCGUCCAUUCAGGAACUCAGCAGCUCACCAUCCAGCAGCAGGCUCCGCCCCCUCAGCAGAACCUACAGCAGCAGCAGACCAACACUCUCGCACAGCCCCAGCGUCAGCCCCAGCAAGCCCCUCAGCCACAGCCCGCGCCCCAGGGCCCAGUAUCCGCUCCGCUGUACAACACCAUGAUGAUUUCCCAGCCAGGGCAGCCCAACUUGCUGCAGAUCAGCACCAGCCUGCCGCAGACCAACCCGCAGCAAGGCACCGCAGUGGCCACCUUCACGCAGGAUCGACAGAUCCGGUUCCCAGCGGGGCAGCAGCUGGUGACCAAGCUGGUGACGGCGCCGAUGGCCUGUGGAGCAGUCAUGGUGCCCACCUCCAUGUUCAUGGGACAGGUGGUCACUGCAUACAACCCCUUUGGUGGGCAACAGCAGGGAGGUCAAACCCAGACUCUGACAUUGCAACCAGCCCAACCGCCCCAAGGUCAACCGGAUGGCCAAAACCAAACCACUGUAGUGGCUGCGGGUGGCCAGCAGGGGCAGCAGCAGCAACAGCAGUUCCUCCAGGGCACUCAUCUUCUCCAUAGCAACCAGUCUACCCAACUUAUUCUGCAGGCAGCUUUCCCACUCCAACAACAGGGCACAUUCACACAGGCAUCACAGCAGCAGGCACAGCAGCAGCAGCAGCAACAACAACAACAACAACAACAACAACAGCAGCAGCAGCAAAGGCAACAACAACAGCAGCAGCAGCAGCACCACCAGUCUCACCACCAGAGGCACCAGCAGCAGCUGAAACCUCAGCCGCAGAAACAGCAGAAAGCCCCGUCGUCGCACAGGACUGACAGCGUUAGCAGCCAACCACAGUAAGGCCCUGAUUGGUUAGAGACACUGGGACUUUUAAGGAAUUGCUGCGUACGUCUGUUUUUGGUCACCAGGCCGUCACAAACAUUCUUGCCCUCUCCACCCAUAUGCACACAUAUACAUACACAAAACCAUUGCUCUCCCUUCCUCCAUCUGAACGAACGGAAUCAUAGGAAAGAGGAAAGCCUGUGAUUCUACAAGGAACUCGAUUGUCACCGUGGCAACAGGAUGGAUUAAAGUUCUCUUUUUCCUUUAUCAGAGGUUGAGCUGCAAGGGAGCUUCAGUCUCUGUGGAAAAACAAGUAACAACAGACCUUUUUUUGUGUUUUUUCGAAGGUGUGUCAAAGUCUGACCAUGUACAGAUUUACUGUAUGAUACAAAAAAGAAAACUUGUAAAUAUCCAAUAUAGCCCAUAACAGGAAACAGAAAUGUAGUAUUUUAUAUGAUUGCAUGGAAAGAAUAACUGUAAGCUUUUAUUAGUCGCUUUUGAGAAAUGAAUUUUUACUUUGUUCAAGUGUUUUCUGGUCAAAGAUGGAGUGAUAAUUUGCUCUUUCCGUCUCCCCACUCCCACCUUCCAAAAAAAAAAAAACAAUAACAGUCCAGAUAAGGCUUUAAAGUUCUGUCGGUUUGGUUGGGCUGGGGUUUUCUUGUGGAAGUCGUGUUUUAGAACAGUGUGUCUGAGACAAAAAUGGCUCUUUUUAACUUUGUAAAAAAUUUAAAGUUUGGCAAGAAAGCAGAUCACAGUUUAACUGAAUUCUUUGCAGAAUGAUCACUGUACGUAUAACGGGUUUAGUGAUUCCAAGUGCCAAUAACAUAGUUGAUUAUCUUUUUCUUUUGUUUAACUUCAAGCAGACUAUUACAAAGGCGUAUAUAUAUAUUUUCCCACAAGAUAUUACCCCUAUUAAAGUUAACGCGUGUGUAUAUAGUAGGGAUUAUUUUUUAACAGUCAGAGAGCCCUAUAAGUAACAAACAGUAUAUCCUCAACCUCCUGAAACUUUAGCACUUGAUGUGGUUGUGUACAGUAAAUCACUGUCGAGAUCUAGUUGUUUGUAAUCCGUGGUGUGAUUCUGUGAGCUAGCGUGUUUUUGGGAAUACAAUCUUUGUGUGCAUGAGUGUGCAUGAGAGUGUCUGUGGUUGGUGUGUGUGUGUGUGUGUGUGCGCGCGCGCGCGCUUUUCCCUUGUGUCUUACAAUAAUUGACUUAGUAAGGGUUUGAAGUUGCUGGAUGGUACUUGUAUCCUCAGGAAUGUGGAAUGUUUUUUUUGCUUCUGCCUCUGUCUGGAACCGGACCGAGAAGGAUUAGACAGUGAUGCAACGAAGACCGGAGGAAAAGGGGGUGAAGGGGUGGUGACUCAAACCAAAUCUGACCCAGAUAUUUUAGAGCCUUCCUGUCCUUUUGUAAAGCAAGAAAUAUAUAGAAAAGAAUAUUUUUCCAGCUAUUCCCCUAGAUUGGUAUAGUAAGGCUUCAUCAGACCAGCGAACCGGCUCACUGUCUCACGGUCUUUUUGUAUUAUCAGUGUUUUUAAUCCUUCUAUCUCUUCCUAGGCCUCAGAAACCCUCAUGCAGUUCAGUUAUCUUGUCUCUGGUCAAAACCAGGGCUGGGCCCACAUCCAUCUCCAAUGGAGUUGGUGGAAAUGGGCUCAGCUCCUCUACUACAGUCGUAAGCCAUAUCAAACAGAAAAGCCUUGGAAUCGGAGGAAGAGUAAUGAUUGGAGAAGGAGCAUUUAAAAUGUGUUGUUUUGUCUCGAGUGUAGUUAAGACUGCGUGUUUGUGUGGUAAAUAUAUAAAUAUAUAGCCUCUCCUACUAUUUGUAUCUCUCCGGGGGAGGGGGGCAGUAUUGGUGAUUUCCCUGGCGAUAGCCAAUCAGUUCUUGCGUUGCAGUAUAAAGAAAAUAAUACUAUUCAAGAAACUUCCUCUCCGGUAGGGCUCAGUAUUCUGCAAGCCUGUGUGUGGGACAGCUCAACUUGAAUACAUGUUUGUCCGUGUGUGUGUGCGUGUGUGUGCGUGUGUGCGUGUGCGUGUGCGUGUGUGUGUGUGUGAGAGACAGACAGAGAGGGUGUUUGUGUGCAUGAUUACUGUCACUGUAAUAUUUUCAUAUGGAAACAGAUGUGUGACUGAAAAAAGAAAGGAUGUGGGGCAUUGGUCACCCUUCAGGCUCUAAAGGAGACGGGCAGUGCUGUUGUUUUAUGAUGGCAGAAUGCUCAGAAAAGACUUAUCACGACAACUACUACUCAAGCUGUAACAUCUCUGAGAUGCAUUUUUCCGUUAGGUUGGCGAUUUGUGCUUCGAAGUGGGGACACUGCUCUCAUUGACUUUGUCCACAUAUGAGGAAUAAAAGACCGGAUUUACAGAGAGAGUCCUAGAGUCUGAAACCAGAUCUUCCACUUAUCACAUAACAAAUGUAGAUCCUCCAUAGACUAGUUUGUGUUUAAGGCGUUACUCUAAAGGGUAAUGAUGAAAUGUCUAUAGUUUGUGUCACUGAUACCCAGCCCAAAGAAUGUAAAGGUGUUUAAAAGAGACAAAUGGAUGUUGUAACUGUGGCGAACCAUUGACAGGCUUUGUGAUGAAGGAAACAGAGUUGUUGAAAAGAAAAUCUUGUUUUUCACUACAAGGGUCCACACACAAGACGGGAAAUCUUAUCUACAGGUGUUGUUUAGUAAAAGUACCUCUUCAAUGUUUCACCAACUAUGACAUUUUUGUUUAGGGGGACACUAUAGACAUACCCCCCCCCCCCCCCCCCCCCCCCUCCAAACCCUUUCCACACAGAUACACAAAUCACCUCUCCUCUACACAAUCUGGUUGUAGUUCUCAUAUAAUUCUCCUAGUCACAUACACAAAGCGAAAGAACACCAGUAUUCAGUUUAUAGUGGUGCUAUGCUUACCUGUACUGUAUGUAUGUAUUCCCCUUAUUCUGCCCUUGAACUGUGCUC
Messenger RNA from Pungitius pungitius (ninespine stickleback), 6351 nucleotides. RefSeq names its product circadian locomoter output cycles protein kaput. NCBI's taxonomy places the organism in Eukaryota, Metazoa, Chordata, Actinopteri, Perciformes, Gasterosteidae. Gene Ontology annotation, molecular function: DNA-binding transcription factor activity, RNA polymerase II-specific; E-box binding; protein dimerization activity. Gene Ontology annotation, cellular component: CLOCK-BMAL transcription complex; cytoplasm; nucleus. The coding region runs from base 701 to 3430 and encodes 909 amino acids. Gene Ontology annotation, biological process: circadian regulation of gene expression; regulation of transcription by RNA polymerase II. The transcript is spliced from 24 exons. The record is from RefSeq and is a predicted model, not a curated record.